Rubroshorea leprosula is the source of this 975-nucleotide messenger RNA. Lineage: Eukaryota; Viridiplantae; Streptophyta; Magnoliopsida; Malvales; Dipterocarpaceae. The record is from the annotation of a GenBank genome assembly.
AUGUUGGUCUGGACUUAUCGCAAUCUUGGAGAGGCUUAUUUGAUUUUUGGGUCCAAAUCAAUCGUGCCUCCAACAAAUGCCAAACCCUGCUUUGCUCCCUGCAAUACAGCAAUCGAGGAUGGAGAUGAAUUUGUUUCGAAGAGAUCUAGGAGAGAAGCCAUCUCACAUUGAUGCUGUAAUCGUAGAUCCGGGUGGAUGUCAAUGGCCAUUAACAGGGUUUUCCGGCCAACCAGAGACAGAUUCUCCCCUGCUUUGGCUGCGUUUAGGCGCCAUCAAUGCUACCUUGAGCAAAUUGAAAAAGGAGAAGGGCAUUCCCAUAUUCCGGUUGGGUUCUACGUGGGGGGACAUAAGCGGGUUUUGGUGUGGAAGGUCAAAUUUACAUGCUGUGAAGGAAGUUGAUGGUGUUCUACAAGGGCAGUAUGGCCUUCAAGCUGGUAAAGGGACUCUAGAUCCCUUAUUAACCUAUGGUAGCCAGGGAUUGUUGAGGAUUGGAACAGAUGGGCACAUGUUUUAGUGCACUUGCAGACGAAUAGGAUACCUGGCGACUGCUCAAAGGAGGACCAUACCCUUCCUCUUACUGAUUAUUUUUUAAGAAUAGCUUGGAUGGCAACCUAUAGUUUGGGGAUUGUUUGUUGCCAAAAUCCGUUGUUCUCCCCGAGAAGCUAGUUAAUUAGGUGAGGACGUCCAGUAGCUUCCAAUGCUCAUAGGGACCUUCCUUUCUACAUUAGUAGCCCUAUUUAACCCAUACAACGAUUGUAAUUGUAAUCUCUAGUUGCAGAUGACUCUCUUUACUUAAUUGUCUAUAUUCGUCAUGGGCAUAAGUUAAAUCUGUUACUAUGUUGUAGAUUAUGCUUUUGAUUCUACUUUUUAGGCUCUCAUGCGUUAGGCCAUAUGCCAUGUGAUGGAGUUUUUUACUGUAUUUUCUUUUUUUUUUUUUUUUUUUUUUGAUCAGCAAAAUGAAUAGAAUGAUAUUAA